Molecule: messenger RNA, 2796 nt
Organism: Eimeria mitis
Lineage: Eukaryota; Apicomplexa; Conoidasida; Eucoccidiorida; Eimeriidae
Product: SCY kinase (incomplete catalytic triad), putative
Exons: 10
Coding region: 1-2796 (931 amino acids)
Biological process (GO): protein phosphorylation
Molecular function (GO): ATP binding; protein kinase activity
Source: RefSeq, a predicted model, not a curated record
AUGCUGCAGUCUCUGUGGAAAAGCAUUUCAUCGUGGGGGGAUCUACCAACGAGCUUUCCUUAUUCUCUGGGAUCCGCCAUACCUUAUGGUUUUGAGCUACCGGGGGGGUUCGUUCAAUUUUCUGCAACAAGCACAAAGCAAUCUGCCGGCGCAGCUGCCGAAGGAGCUGGUCGCCAGCAUCCCAUUUUGGACGCAUUGCUUAAUGCAGGAAACGCAUCUCAUGUGUCUGUAUUCGCCCUGAAACGUGCUAAACAGCAGUCAUCACCGUUCAAAGGCAACGGCUCAGUUUCCCAACACACUUUUGAGCAGGCGAAAAACCACUUUGCAAAGUGCAAGACACUGCUUCAUCCCAACCUCCUCAAGGUACUUGCCACAUAUGAAACAAGCAAUGCCCUUUAUAUUGUUACCGAAUGCUGUUUUUCCCUGGUACAUGUUGUACACCUCAGCCGACAGCAACAGCAGCAGCAGGACUUGGCUGCCAAACGGCCCCCUUCGCUGCCACAACCGCAUAAAUUCGAUCCUCCCAGAGCUCCAGUCGAUGCAGUAUCAGACUCCAUGCGUAAAGCGGAGGCUGCAGCAGUCGCUGCAGCUGGGACUGCUGCCAAGACCUGUUGGAAUUUUCUUGAGUUAACGGAGGGCCUUUCUUUCCUCCACGACCAGUGCAAGCUUGUUCACGGCGAGGUCUCGCCUUUUUCCAUUUUCGUCACUCCACAUGGAAAAUGGAAAUUGAGCUCCUUCGUUCUGACACGCCCCUUGGAGGAUGUCCGGUGGCCGGAGUUCUAUUCGUCAAUGCUAACAAGUGCAAGCGCAGCGCAGGGAUGGGAACCACCAAGACCCUCUCCAGGAUCCCGGCCAGACACGCUUGACAGGUGGGGCCUCUGCUCCGUCUUUGCCUGGUGGCAAGAGUGCCUUCGGGACCCUUAUAGCUCUGCCAGGCCUCUACGGUCUAACCGAACUGAUGCUGUUUCCUACGGGCUCGCAAUUGGCAUCAAUGAUGCAUCGUUUCACAAGGCCAUGCACAAAUUGGCUCCUCCCCUCCAGCGUUUGAUGCGGAAGAUCUUGGAUUCCAGCAACAGCGCGCCUCCACUAUCCAAGCUGGUGGAUGGAGGCGAUCCAUGCUUUACAGGCACGCGGGAUGUUUGUUGCCAGUUCUUGGCGUUUAUCCGAGCUUUCCCUGUUAAGAGCCAUGUGGACAAGGAGACGUUUUUUGAACAGCAACUGCCUGCUGCCCUCCAACAACAAACGAUACCGUAUGGCAUGGCUUUGCACUUGCUACUGCCUGAGCUGGCGUUGUUGUUCAUGAACAGCAGCGCAUCGGCUUAUCACUGUAGCAUCCUCAAGUGCAUCAUGUCAAUUGUAACGCCUUUGUCUACUCCGUCAGGAAGCUUGCUAGACCGCAACAGCUGCUCCAGGGAUGAGGAGGCGGUACCGCUCCACCUGCUUUCAGAAGUGCUGGCCCAUGCCUUUGACAACACGGAUAGGGCCAUCCGAUUUGCCUUGCUUUCCCAGCUACCUGCAGUGCAGAGUUUGCUACCGGACGAGUUUUUCGGUCGCACAUGGUCGUCAUUGACGCUUGGCCUCGAAGACUCCGCACCCCCUAUUAGGGCCUUCACUUCACGCAUUCUGUCACUGUAUGUUUCGCGUUUUCCGCGUGAGGCGCCGCAGACAUCUACUGCUUUUACGCUGCUUGAACAAAGGCUGCGAGACGCCGCAGGCGGAGUUCGCCUUGAGGCUGUUGUCUCUGCGGCUGCGGCAGCAAUGAGUCUUAGGGAGAGUGGCACAAGCGGGUCUCCACCUCUUUUAGUGGACAUCCUUUCUGCAUCACUUCGAGAUCCAGAAGAAAGCGUCCGACUGGCCGGGUUGCAGGCAAGCAUCUGUUGUGCGGAUUCACUGCCACUGGCAGGGUUGGUGACUCUGCUUGCUGCUGCUUCCGCGUGCUUUCUGUCGCCGUCAGGAGCAGUUGUUUCCUCAACCCCUGCAUGCAUCCAUGCCUUAACUGAUGCAGCAAAAGCAAGGGCAGAAGAGCAACAACAACCACUGCACCAGAGGGCAGAAGCAGGAGAACGCCCACACCAAGACAAAGACAAAUGCAAGCCAUCAGAUGGGUGGCUGGCGGCAAUGAAGAGCCUGGGAAUAACAUUAGGAUUCAGCAAGCGACAGACUGAUUCGACGGAACUUAUCUUGCAUAAAAACAAGGCCGGAAGCGAGCAUAUUGCAUCUUUGAUGACUAUGGGAGAUAAUUCCCCCACUGGAGUGCGCAGGCCUUGCCACCCAGCACAGCCUCCGCAGCCACCUCCAGCCCCUCUACCCAGUUCGCCUCUUAGCCGGUCAACUGACGACUUUAAGGAUGCACGUGAACCCAUAAAUUCGUGGGGUGACGAUAUGGAGAUUCCAGCAGACGCGUGGGAAACAAUUCCCGGUUUCGAAACCGGGAAGCAGUCGUUAACUCCCUCGUCUGGGAGCGGCGCGAGUGGGGCCGCUGCUCUGCAAAGGGAAGACAUUUUCAACAACUCUGCGGGGAAAAUGACCCAGCGCGCCGCGGCGCAGGGCGAAAUUCCGCGGCGUUUCACGGGGGGUCAAACGUCCGCCGUUAGUAGAGGCUCCAAUGGCACUAUGCGCCUUCAGACGGCAGCACCGGCACCACUAAUGGCGGUAAGUGGAGGCGGUGGCACAACCAGCUUGAGCGCGAACAAGGGGCCUUGCGCCCCAACUUCUGCAUCAAACGCAGAAGCAGCCUUAUCGGCCGAUGACUUUUUCGCUUCUGUUGAGAGAGAAGCGGCACAGCGGAACCUGUAG